CCAGACCUAUUUUUCAAUGCUUUCAAAUGAGGAGUGGGGAGCAAGUUGUCCGCAUGAGUUUUUAGCUUGUUAUAAACUUGAAUAUGAUUUUACAUGGACAUUAUAUGAAGACAUAGAAAAACGAGAAGAAGAUAAUAUUUUAAUAUCGAAACUUAUAAACCAACAAUUUCAACCUUCAUUGACUUAUGAUAAUUAAAACAUUUGUAUUAGUUUAUGGUGAUUUUAAUUUUCUGUGGAAAUUAUAUAUACUGAUGCCGUGCAACAUUUAUUAAACUGCACAUUUUGAUAAAAUUAUUUAUCAAAACGGGAUUCUGUGUUGUUAUUGUUGCAGAUUUAGGAAAUAUUUUUUUAUUUAGUGUAAUGGAUCUGUGAAAAAACCUACAAUUUUAUAAUUUAAUAAUUAUAUAUUCCAUGUUUUGUGUCUAUCAAUUUUGUGUGUAUAAUUUUUUGUUAUAAAACUGUUGGUAUUAGAACGGUGUAUAGAAUUCGGGUUUUGCAGCGAAUGUAUAUAUGAGCUGUUAUAUUAAGUAUACUACGUUAUUUAACCAUUAGCCAUAUUGGAUAAUUUAACUUUUACGCCUAGAAGUAUUUUAUGUUUUGUUUGCGGAGAUUAGGAAUCUAAAAAUUGUUUUGCAAUAUUCCAAUAGAGUUUAAUUCGUUAACUCGUAUUUAUCAACACUUGUUUUAUUACAAAUCGUACUAUGCAAUAUUAGAAACAUAACGUAGCCCGUUUUCACUCAAGUUAUUAAAACCUUGUUUUGUCAUUUAGAUGUUUAGGAAAUAAUUAAUUAAACAUGCAAAACGUAUUUAACUCUGUUAAAAGCAGUGCAUUGGGAGUUGCGGAGUUGCUCACACCUGUUCUAAAGGAGUCAAAGUUCAAAGAAACUGGUGUCCUCACACCAGAAGAAUUUGUUAUUGCUGGUGAUUUUUUGGUCCACCACUGUCCAACAUGGCAGUGGUUGGCUGGGGAUAAAACGAAAACAAAAGCUUAUCUACCUCAAGAUAAACAAUAUCUUAUGACCAGAAAUGUUCCUUGCCACAAGCGAUGCAAACAAAUGGAAUAUAAUGAAGAGCAUGAAGCGAUCAUUGAUGAUAUUGGUGAUGGGGGUUGGGUGGACACGCAUCAUAAUGUUGAGGUUGAUAAAGCUCAAGAAGAAAUUAAAGAAAUGACUUUGAAUAAAGAGAAAACAAACAAUGUGAAUCUGAAUGAAGAUGACGGAGAUGAUGACGACGACGAUGAUGAUGAAGAAGCUCUUGACAUGGAAAAUUACGCGGAAAUGUUGGAAUCUGAGGAUAAGGCCACAGUUGAUCUUGUAGCUGUGAAAAAGGCGAAUACAUCAUCUACCACUAACGAGGAUGGUGGUAUCAUUCAAACUAGAACAUAUGAUCUUCAUAUUACUUACGAUAAAUAUUAUCAAACUCCAAGGCUAUGGUUAUCAGGUUAUAAUGAGGAUAGAAAACCAUUAUCAAUGGUGGAGAUGUACGAAGAUAUCAGUCAAGAUCAUGUGAAUAAAACUGUUACUAUUGAACCUCAUCCCCACCUUCCACCUCCUAACAUGUGCUCUGUUCAUCCAUGCAAACAUGCCGAUGUGAUGAAAAAGAUAAUGCAGACGGUUGAGGAUGGUGGAGGGAAGCUAGAAGUUCACAUGUAUUUGUUGGUGUUCCUCAAAUUUGUACAAGCAGUUAUUCCAACCAUUGAAUAUGAUUAUACAAGACAUUUUUCGUUGUGAAUUUGCCUUUUUAUUUUACACGCUGUCUAAUCAGAAGUUUCUAGAUCGUUACUUUAGUUGUGGGUUAUGUUUUAUUCUUUCCCACAACCCAAAGCAAUUUCCUUAUUUUAAUGUUUUGUGUAUCAGAAAUAGAAAGAAGAUACCAGAGAAUCUUUUGAAAAUAUAUUCGUUGAUUUAAUUCCCACAGUUGUUGAUGCAAUAAAAGUAUUUCUGUUCUUGCA
Molecule: messenger RNA, 1951 nt
Organism: Ciona intestinalis (vase tunicate)
Lineage: Eukaryota; Metazoa; Chordata; Ascidiacea; Phlebobranchia; Cionidae
Source: RefSeq, a predicted model, not a curated record